Trichophyton verrucosum HKI 0517 is the source of this 1014-nucleotide messenger RNA. RefSeq lists its product as uncharacterized. Gene Ontology annotation, molecular function: purine nucleobase transmembrane transporter activity. Bases 1 to 1014 code for a protein of 337 amino acids. Gene Ontology annotation, cellular component: plasma membrane. The transcript has a single exon. The record is from RefSeq and is a predicted model, not a curated record. Gene Ontology annotation, biological process: transmembrane transport. NCBI's taxonomy places the organism in Eukaryota, Fungi, Ascomycota, Eurotiomycetes, Onygenales, Arthrodermataceae.
AUGUACCGCGUCAAGGGCGCCAUCAUCGCCGGCAUCCUGCUGGUCUCGGUGAUAUCGUGGCCCCGUCCGACGAACGUAACAUACUUCCCUCACAGCGCCCUAGGCAACGACUCAUUCGACUUCUUCAAGAAAGUAGUCACCUUCCACAAGAUCGAAAGCACGCUCGUCCAACAGGAGUGGGAUCUGGGCCAGGCAGGCGGCCAGUUCGGGCUGGCGCUGAUCACUUUCCUGUACGUCGACAUCCUCGACGCCACGGGGACGAUGUACUCGAUGGCACGAUUCUGCGGGGCCAUCGACGAGCGCACGCAGGACUUCGAAGGGUCUGCAAUGGCCUAUACUGUCGACGCACUGAGAAUAUCGAUUGGGUCGCUGUUCGGCUCGUCGCCCGUCACGGCCUUUGUGGAGUCAGGCGCGGGCAUUUCCGAGGGCGGCAAGACGGGGCUAACGGCCAUGACGACGGGGGUAUGUUUCUUCGUGUCUAUAUUUUUCUCGCCGAUUUUCGCUUCGAUCCCGCCCUGGGCGACGGGGUGCACGCUCAUCUUGGUCGGCAGCAUGAUGGUGCGAGUGGCUGCGGACAUCAACUGGCGGUACAUGGGUGACGCAAUACCGGCGUUUGUGUGCCUUGCUGUGAUGCCGUUUACGUAUUCGAUUGCGUAUGGUCUGAUAGCGGGCAUCCUGACUUACGCGUUGCUGAAUACGCUUGUGAAGGUUGUCGAGGUACUGUCGUGUGGCAAGAUUGUGCCUGAGAACAAGGAGUUUCAGGACCCCUGGACGUAUAAGGUUCCCGGGGGCGUGUUGCCUGGCUGGAUGCGGCGGCUGGCCAGGGGUAAGAGGGACUUUUGGCGGGAGGAUGACGAGGGUGAGCUUGGGGGAGCCGGAGCUGGGGCCAAAGCUGGGACCAAAGCUGGAGCCGGAGCCGAAAGCGAGAGCCAGGUUGAGCUUGACGGGGUGGUCAAGGGUGGGUUGAGGGUGAAACCGCUAUCGGCCUCGGAGGAGUUUGAUAAACUGUCAUGA